Messenger RNA from Protobothrops mucrosquamatus (brown spotted pit viper), 2104 nucleotides. RefSeq names its product coiled-coil domain containing 138 (gene CCDC138). The record is from RefSeq and is a predicted model, not a curated record. The coding region runs from base 11 to 1990 and encodes 659 amino acids. The transcript has 15 exons. Lineage: Eukaryota; Metazoa; Chordata; Lepidosauria; Squamata; Viperidae.
UUUUUCUCCCAUGGAGGCUUCCUCAGACCUGAGCAGUUCGGUUGAGCGUUGGAGGAGACGUUAUCUGAGCAGAGAGGGUUAUCUUUUGGAUGUAACACAAGCCAAAAACAAAAGUAGAAGAGCCCUGAUAGCUGCAGGAGAUAACUCACUUGAUGAUACAGUUGCAUCUAUACUGAUAAAUUCCUCACAAUCAAAGCUUCUAUACUGCAGAAGAAAGCAUAAUAGAAGAUUUUUGGAUUCCUCAAAAACUUUGAAAAACUUAGCUUGGCCAGAUGACGAGUUGGAUUCUUUGUAUGAUUCAAACCAGCCUCAUAUACAGCCAGAACCAAUUGGAGAUUUUCUUGGAAAUGGUGAAAUCCAAAGUGAAGGCAUAUAUUCAGAAACAGAUAUUACUCUGCCAUCCACUUUAAGAGUGGCUGCUUAUUGUGAUUAUAAUAAUGAUGGUGAUGCAGUAAGAGAUAGUGUGAGCAUUUCUGAAACCCAGGAAUUGAAUGGGGAAAGCAUGGUAACACCUCAGUUCAAUCAAAUUUACCAUGAAUUAUCUAUCAUCCAUCAGAAGCUACAGCAAGAAAAAUUAAGUCAGCAAGAGUAUGCUUUGAAACUUCAAAAGAGAGAAUGCUUCAUAGCUGAACGGGAAGUCCAGCUUUAUAGGCAUGAAGCUGCUUUGACCAAGAUAAAGGGGGUUGAAGAGGAAGUUCAUACAAAAUUUCAAAUUGUGAAGGAGCAACAUGGAGCUGAAAUAAAGCAGUUAUCCGAUGCCUUGAAAGAAAAAACAAAGGAGAACAAAAGGCUGAAGACAUCAUUUGAAACACUAAAGGAGCUGAAUGACACCUUAAAAAAACAGUUAAGUAAUGUGACUGAGCAAAACAAGAAGCUUGAAGUCCAGUCUCGAAAAGUACAGGCUCGUUUAGAGAAUUUGCAGAGAAAGCAUGAAUUUUUAUCAGUGCAGAGAUCUAAAGAACCCACAUUCCAAGACCGUAAACCUGUGAAGUCAGAAAGAGCAAUAGCAUCAGCAAAGGCCUAUAAAUUACCACUUAAUUCACAUGUCUAUAACUUGUUAACGGUAUUAAUGGACUGGAUCUCAGAGCAGCACCUAUGCAAAUUGAUUGUUGAGGAAGAGAAAGAAAACAUUCACAAGCUAACGGGAACACUUGCUUCCAGCAUAAACUAUACACAGGAGAAAUGUGUCAAGCUUUUGCCUCUAGUUGCAGAACAACUUCAGUGGUUGCCAUUUGUGAAUCCUAAUCUGCACUUUCCUGUGGUUAAGUGCAUUUACUGGGCUGUAAGGCAGUUAGAUGGAAGUACCCAGCAUACAGCAAUGACCUCAACCAUGAGACGGCUGGGUGAAGACUUAUUUAAAGGUGUUGUCCCUAAGGAAAGUCAGCACAAUUCUUCAGAACAUGCUACUGAUUCCAAACCCAAGGCUGCAUCUUUCUUUAAAAGUUGUAGUUUAUCUUUACGAGUUGUGUCAACUUUAAUUAUAAUCAAAGUGGUCACACAAGCUGAUUAUUUGGCACAAGCCUUUGAUUCACUUUGCAUUGAUCUGAAGACUGAGGAAGGGAAAAUCUUGUUUUUGGACUACCGAGCUGUGCCCAUAAUAUUGACUCACCUAAGAAUAUCAAGGAAAGGCCUCCUUUCCAAUGCCAUUGACAGUUUACUUCAGAUGACAACAGAAUCUAGGUAUUUGAAUCGCUUUCUGGAAGCUUGUAGUAAUGAACUCUUUUUCCGGACUUGUUCAGUGCUACUUCGCAGUUUUAAUCUUGAUAUUCAGCUCCUGGAGAAACUCAGCAUUCUGCUUCAAAAACUUUCAAAAAUCAAGAGUAAUAAGAAGAUGUUUGAGCUGUUUACUCUCCAUCUGAUGAUUCAAGAACUAUUGAGGACAGCACAUCCAGAUCACACGUUUUUGUGCAUUAACCUCAACUCAAUUCUCUUUAAUUUGGGUUUAAUAAAAAACAACCCCAUUGAAAGUAGCCAAAAUGCAAGUGACUAGCAGGCUGCAUUUUAUAAAACGUUUCCAGUGGCUUGUUUAUGUUACAUGAAUUAACAAAAUGUGGAAUGGGAAUUGCCUCUGUAGGUGUCUCAGUUGUACCAGUCUUCAGAAUAC